AUGGAGAGCCAAAGUCUAGAUAUCGUGUCAACUGCCCAGGGUCAGAAAUCCGAGUUGUCUUUGGGUCUUGAAGCCGCUCAGCAUUAUCUGUCGAAAUCCGUACGAAGCUCAACAAAGCAGCAGUACGACCGCGUGUACGGAAUCUGGCGUGAUUUUUGCUGCCGAAACCAAGUACCAGAGUUUGGGGUUGGUCAUGAGCAUUUGGCCGCUUGUCUAUCCCUCGUGAUGAUGCGGGACCAGUCCUAUUCCAAGGUUGUUAUGCUGAGUGCUGCCAUUGCUAAUGAGCAUCGGAUUCGUAUGCUGCCGUCGCCGACAACUCAUGAAACAAUAUCCACUUUGUUUCGUGGGUUUCGUAAUGAACACCCACAGACUCGUGCUGCCAAAUUGCCAAUUACUGAAGAAAUUCUGGACAAGAUGUAUGCCCACCUCUACCAAACUCAACAUGGAAGAGACGGACUGCGGGCGUCUGUUGUUCUCUGGAGAACAGUAUGGAGGAUCUCGAUGGAGUAUCACACUCUCGGAAGGUUUAGCGACAUCGUCAAGCUUUGUAGAAAAGACGUCAACUACGUCACGGACCCUUCGCCCCAUCUGAGGAUUUUAUUCAAAGGUGGGAAGAACGACCAGUAUACCGAGGGUGGUGAGCGUGUAGUAGCCUCAAAUCCAGACGUUAAACGCUGUCCUGUUCAGCUUACGUUGAACUAUUUCCGAUUCCUUGGCCUUUCCUACGAUGGUUAUCUCGUUCCUUUGUGUACUGCCAAAAAUUCCCCAAAUCCUGCCAAAUCUGUACCAUACAGUGGGGCUUUGACUGACCUGAAGAAGUUGAUGAACUUGUUGGGUUACGACGAGAAACUCUACGGUGAGCAUUCUGGAAAGAGAGGUGGAGCGACUACAGCAGCAGCUCAUGGAGCUACUGACAAACAGCUGAAACGUCUGGGAGGGUGGCGUUCCGAUGCAAUGCCCGCCAAAUAUGUUGAUCUCUCCAUCCCAAGUCGUCUCUCUAUGUCGGAGUUGUUGCAAAAGAAAGUUUGA
Messenger RNA from Daphnia pulicaria, 1029 nucleotides. RefSeq names its product integrase/recombinase xerD homolog. The record is from RefSeq and is a predicted model, not a curated record. Gene Ontology annotation, molecular function: DNA binding. Gene Ontology annotation, biological process: DNA recombination; DNA integration. NCBI's taxonomy places the organism in Eukaryota, Metazoa, Arthropoda, Branchiopoda, Diplostraca, Daphniidae. The transcript is spliced from 2 exons. The coding region runs from base 1 to 1029 and encodes 342 amino acids.